GGGUUCCCGGACGCGCGCUUCGGUUGAAAAAACUCCGCGCGCCACUCAAGAGUAUACGCUACAAAACCUCGCCCCCGAGGACAACCGUCCCAGUGCCGACUCCGCGCGGGUCCCCGACGAUGAACCACUGUUGCCCACGGCCAGCGUCCCGCAUCCGUCGUCAGGGCUCGACCGGGGGCAACCACCAGCGCGAUUCUCUUGUACACUGCCAGGCAUCUGGGCGUGGAUGCAGGGCCCCCCGAAUCCGCAGAAGUAUCACAUCACCGCAUGGUUUCGCAGGGGACAAACCGCCCCUGGACGUCUGAUUGACCGGUAUUUCCGCACCACUAAGGCCAAGGCGGCGCUGCUGCUGGCCUGUCUGCUCCUCUGGAGCAUCGCUUUUCUCUCCAUCUUGCACCAGUCGGUUGCCGGUCAGGAGAUUCCCGGGUACGGACGCCCCGUCAAGCUCUCCUGCGAGGCGCGGCUCUGGUCCAAUGGCACAAACUGCGGUUUGGACGGCGACGCUUGCCGCCCCUUUGAUCAGGGCGCGUUCGCCUUCCGGUGUCCGGCCAGCUGCGCUGAGGCGAUGGUGCUGGAACCUUAUUUCAUCGGCCCGCAGGAGAUCAACUACAAGAGCCUCGUCAUCGGGGGUGCCCCCGAAGGUGGCAAUCCCGCUGACCACGGCGUCUACCGGGGGGACUCGGCCAUCUGUCCGGCCGCGGUGCACGCUGGCAUCGUGAGCAACGCGCGCGGUGGAUGCGGGGUCCUUCAGCGCACCGGCGAGCAUAGUGGCUUCCCCGCCGUUGACAAGAACGGCGUCCCGAGCACCGACUUCCCCUCUAACUUCCCGCUCUCGUUCACCUUCGACACAGAGAACGCCUCGGCGGAACGCUGCACUGACCUCCGCUGGCCGCUCUUCACUUUCACGCUGGUCGUAACAACCGUGCUCUCCCUCUUCAUCACCUCCCCGGCCGCGUUCUACUCGUCCAUAUACUUUAUCAUCUACUUCCAAGUCGCCCUGUCCUCCGACCCCCCCUACUCCCCAGACUACUAUGAAGUGGUCUCGAUCGCCCUUGGCCGUCUCCUCCCCUGCGCCUUCGUCGGCUUCGCCAUGUACUACUUCUGCGUGCGGUACACGCUCACAGACCUCGAGGCCCACUGGGACAAGACGGUCCUGUGGCUGGGGCCCUGCUGGGUCGGCGCCCUUAACACGGACACCUUCGACAAGAUCCCCAUCUCGCGGCUCACGCCCCACGAUAUCGAGCAGCAGCCGGGAGCCGUCCCCGCGCUCCUCAUAAUCAUUGGCGUUCUCGUCACCAUCGUUCUGACACAGGCGCUCGCCUUCCGCAACGAGGGCCGCAUGCCGCGCAUGCUCGCCCUCUACGGUCUGCUCGUCGGCGGCGUCCUCGCCCUCAUCGCCGUCCCCAACAUGAACCUCCGCAUCCACCACUACAUUCUCAGUUUGCUCUUCCUCCCCGGCACAACGAUGCAAACCCGGCCCUGUCUCCUCUACCAAGGCCUCCUCGUCGGCCUUUUCAUCAACGGCAUCGCCCGCUGGGGCUUCGACAGCAUCCUUCAGACCCCAGGGCACCUCCUCGAUGGCGGCCAGCUCGGCGGCAUCCAGCCGCACAUCACACCCCCGGUCAUACCAUCCGCCCACAACAUCUCGUUCUCCUUCCCCGACCUGGCCCCGGAGGCCGACGGAAUCAGCAUCCUCGUCAACGACGUCGAGCGCUUCCACCAACUCAAGGCCGAGGACGGUCACAUCGCGGACUUCAACUGGACGCGCCGCAGGGAUGGCGACCCCGAGUUUUUCCGCUUCGGCUACAUCCAGCUCAAUGCGCUGGGCGGCGUCUGGUAUCAGGAUUUCACUAAGCCUGUGACGUGGGAUAUUCAGGGCGGUUGGAACCGCUCUACUCCGGUAGUGGUUUAAAUGUUUUGUUGAUAGGCUGAGUAUCAACGUGUGUAUAUAUUGAUUAGACGGCGACUGGAUACGUCGCUCGUUGUAUAUUCAAG
Aspergillus candidus is the source of this 1995-nucleotide messenger RNA. Its product is annotated as LCCL domain-containing protein. The transcript has a single exon. The coding region runs from base 227 to 1912 and encodes 561 amino acids. The record is from RefSeq and is a predicted model, not a curated record. NCBI's taxonomy places the organism in Eukaryota, Fungi, Ascomycota, Eurotiomycetes, Eurotiales, Aspergillaceae.